UCUCUUGAUAUAGCAAAAAAAGUGGUCGUGAAAUGAAAUACAGAAGUAGUUAAGUUCGUCGGAUUGUUAAUUUUGAAAUUUCAGAUAUGGGAAAUUCGCAUUCGCAGAGAGAGAAAAAGGAGAUGGAGAGAAUGGAGAUGGAGAGAAUGGAGAUGGAGAGAAUGGAGAUGGAGAGAAUGGAGAUGGAAAGAAUGCAGAUGGAGAGAGUAGAGAGGGAACUGACGUUGGAUCAAAUAGAGCGGGAGAGAUUGGAAGAGGAAUGGAUAGAGAGGAAGAGAUUGGAAGAGGAACGGAUAGAAAGGGAGAGAUUAGCGGUGGAACGAAGGGAGAGGAAGAGAUUGGAAUUGGAGCGGAUGGAGAGAGAAAGAAUGGAGGUGGAACGAGUAGAGAGGGAGAAAUUGGAGCUGAAACGGAUAGAGAGCGAGAGAUUGGAGAUGGCAAGGUUGAUAGAGAAACGAAUGGCGAUGGAGAAGGAAAAAGAACGAAGGAAGAUUGAGGAGCAGGAGAGAGAAGAGAAAAAGCGUUUGGAGAAGAAAGAAGAAGAGACUGAAAAAAUCCGGGCGAUGGAGGCCCACAUUCGAAAUUUACGGAUGCAGCUACAGCUGCAACAGCAAGUGCGACAGGAGGACAUUACGCCAAAUGCGAAUCCGAGUGUUGAACGACACCGGUGGAGAGUUGCUGCAGGUCGAAGCCGAGCAGCCUGGUACCGCCGACGUCGUGAGAGACAGCGCAACACGCCGUACUGCCCUGAAUGUGGGAAAAAACAAUAUUAUUAUUAAAAAAAUAAAAUAUCAUUGUCAUU
Molecule: messenger RNA, 802 nt
Organism: Venturia canescens
Lineage: Eukaryota; Metazoa; Arthropoda; Insecta; Hymenoptera; Ichneumonidae
Product: apical junction molecule-like
Exons: 2
Coding region: 87-779 (230 amino acids)
Source: RefSeq, a predicted model, not a curated record